Fusarium odoratissimum NRRL 54006 is the source of this 942-nucleotide messenger RNA. RefSeq names its product myo-inositol 2-dehydrogenase. Gene Ontology annotation, biological process: NADPH regeneration. The transcript has 2 exons. NCBI's taxonomy places the organism in Eukaryota, Fungi, Ascomycota, Sordariomycetes, Hypocreales, Nectriaceae. Gene Ontology annotation, cellular component: cytoplasm. The coding region runs from base 1 to 942 and encodes 313 amino acids. The record is from RefSeq and is a predicted model, not a curated record. Gene Ontology annotation, molecular function: nucleotide binding; oxidoreductase activity.
AUGGAGCACGAAGUCAAGUGGGCUAAGGAGAACGAAGAGUACAAAGAGUUCAACAUCUCUGUUUAUGAUAACUACGAUGAGAUGCUCAACCAUCCGGGACUUCAAGCUGUUUGGGUUUCUACGAGCACCGAUGUGCACUCCAGCCAGUCUCUCGCUGCCAUUGACAAGGGACUGCACGUCCUUUGUGAGAAGCCGUUGAGCACUGACAUGGCCGAGGCUCAAACUGUCGUUGACGCAGCGAGGAGGAACCCUCGUCUCAAGGUCAUGGCCGGUUUCUCUCGUCGUUUCGAUGCCUCAUACCGUGACGCAGCAACCAAGAUCUAUGAAGAUAAGGCCAUUGGUGAGCCCUUCAUGGUUCGCUCCAAUACCUGUGAUCUUCUCGACGAAACUGGCUUUUUUGUCCGUUACGCGUCUCGCAACGGUGGCAUUUUCGUCGACUGCGCCAUUCACGACAUCGAUUUAUCUCUCUGGUACCUCGGCAACCCAACCCCCAAAGCAUGCUGGGCAACCGGUACUCUUCAGCACCACCCUGAACUCAAGGACCUCAACGACGUCGACAAUGCAGUCGGUGUAGUCGAAUUCUGGGGCGGCAAGAUCGCUUACUUCUACUGCUCUCGAACCCAAGCCCACGGUCACGAUGUCUGCACCGAAAUCACUGGAAAGUCUGGCAAGAUUUCAGUCAAUGCUGUUCCCAAGGCUAAUAAUGUGGUUCUUGCGGACAAGCUUGGAAUUCGUCAUGAGGUUCAGCCUGAGUAUUGGCAGCGAUUUGAGGAUGCUUUUGCGCUGGAGGCCAAUGAGUUUGCGGACGCUGUUCUCAAGGAUAAGCCGGUGCCUUUGCCCAUUGAGGGAGGAAUGCAGGUUAUGAAUAUUGGUCGGGCGCUUCAGCAUGCGCUGCUGAGUGGGAACUUGGUCAAGUUUGAUGAGAAGGGCAAUUGGGAGUAG